Thrips palmi is the source of this 2637-nucleotide messenger RNA. Its product is annotated as cilia- and flagella-associated protein 61-like. The transcript has 15 exons. Lineage: Eukaryota; Metazoa; Arthropoda; Insecta; Thysanoptera; Thripidae. The record is from RefSeq and is a predicted model, not a curated record. The coding region runs from base 1 to 2637 and encodes 878 amino acids.
AUGUCCAUCUUCGGGGAGGUGGAGGACAUCCCUUCAAUGCUGGAGCGCGGCGUGCUGUCGCUGUCGCAGCUGAACGUCAGGGAGGAGCUGGUGGCGUGCUUGUGCCUGUCCAACUGGCCGCCCAGCCCCGGCGUGCACCCCUCCGCCAGCCCCGAGUGGCUCAACCCGCUGUACGAGCUGCAGCUCAGCCCCGCGCGCACCAUGCACGUCCGCCUGCUGCUCUGGCACGACCGCUACGCGCUCACGUGCGCGCGCCUCCUGCUGCACUCCGUGUUCGUCACGCUGCCCGCCCUGGAGCAGCUGGUGCUCGUGGUGCCCGCCAAGACGCCCAAGAACGACGUGCUGUGGAGCCUGUUCGACGAGGAGCUCGCCAAAGGCUUCAAGACGGCCACCAACCUGCAGAGCCUCCUCAUCUGCCGCAGGGAGUUCUUCGUGAGGAAGCUGCGCCUGCGCCCCGCGGUCUGUGAGGACAACGACGACCUGCUGCGCAUCUUCGACCAGAAGGCCUACCGCCUGCGCCAGCUGUACGGGGACUUCAACAUCGCGGAGCUCAUCUCCAACCCGGAGUCGCGGCAGAUCAUCGUGGCGGAGGGGCCCAAGCGCCAGACCAAAGUGAAGCAGGCCUGGGAGAUGCGCGUGCCCGUCAUCGGCGUCAUGGUGCUGGACUCGAACGUGAACCUGCCGCUGCUCAACGCGCACUUCCAGCUGCUGCCGUUCUACGGGCUGCGGCAGCCGCACACGCGCGACGUGCUCAACCUGGCCGGCUGGGUGAAGCCGCGGCCCGAGAUGGCGGAGGCACUGCACACCGCGCAGCAGGCCGCGGACGAGUCGGACGAGCCCGCCACGCUGGAGGAGGACUCGUCCUCCGGGACGUCCACCUCGGGGCCCCGGCGCGUCGAGGGGCUGGCGGCACGCGCCGCGCGCCUCAAGGAAGAGGCCCUGGAGCGCAAGCGGCGCCGCUGGACGGGCGCCGAGCACUACUUGUCCGCCAUCAGCCUCACCGAGGAGGAGCGCCUGGAGCCCGAGGACCCCUACAGGCUGGCCGACGUGACCUGGGCCAACGUGCAGGCGGGCACCGAGUCCUCCUCCCUGGACACGGAAUCCAUGGACUCGGACGACGGCCGCAUCUUCAGGUUCCAUCGAAAGAAAAAGGUCCGCGUCCGGACGCGCUCCGACAUGAUGGUCGCCAACAAGGGCGUCAUCGAGCUGCUGCCCGAGUUCCGGGGGCCGGCCAACGCGUUCCUCGUCGAGCUGUUCGUCAUCGACCAGCUCUUCGACGAGAGGCUCGCGCUGGACUUCCUGGCCGAGGCGUUCCGCAUCUUCUCCGGGCUGGACUACUGCACGCUGGCCGUCCCGCACGCCUUCCCCACCUUCCCGCUGCUCGACAACUUCGUGCGAGUGGCCCCGCGCGAGCGGAGACACUUCCACCAGGAGCUGUACGUGGCGCACCGCUCCGCCGUGCUCGGGUAUCGGGUAGCUGUCGCCACCACGGUCAAGGAGCUGGAGGUGCGCGAGGCCGUGCCCGCCGACCUGCAGGACGUGCUGCAGCUCAUCCGCACGCUCAAGCGCAGCCUGGGGCUCGUGCUGCGCGAGGUGCAGGCCGCCCUCGGCGUGGAGGAGGACCACAGCGGCUGGCUCAAGGCCUACGUCGCCUGCUGGCAGGACCAGGUCGUGGGGCUGGCCGUCAUCAGCGAUGAGGACGACUGGGAGUACAUGGCGUGCCACUACACGGUGGGGCGGUUCGCGGACGUGUCCCUGCUGGGGGAGGCCGACCACGGCGGCCUGCGCGUCUGCCUGCUGAGCCCCGUGUUCCAGCAGCGCGCCGGGCUCUUCCUGCGCGAGCUGCACCGCCUCAGCGCCAAGACCCUCCUGUACUACACGCUGUACCCGUGCGCGGACCUGUGGCGCGCCGACGACAAGGCCGCCAAGGACGCGGACGUGGCGGACGCCCGCGCCGGGCAGGCGUGUCCCCUGUUCCUGCACAAGCAGGCCCCCGCCGCGGCAGAGCAGCCGACGACGCUGCCGUGCCUUGCGGUCCCCUCCAUCCUGGACGAGCUGAUGCCCGUCGCGCCGCGACCGCCGCCCAACGGACUCCACCAAGUGGUCGUCGAGCAGCUCGAGGAGGGGGAACCGUUGUCGGCGUCCGAUAGGAGGGAGCCUCCCUACGCGUUGUUCCUCUCGACGCCGAGGCUGGUCGCCUUGCCCAAGGCCACCGUCAACGUGAGGGUGGUGGUGGUCGGGGCCUCGGACACGGCGCUGUCGUUCCUGGAGACGCUGGUGUUUAGCGCGCCGGAGGUGCGCUACAACAACCUGACCCUCGUGUCGGCGCACGGGCUGCGCGGCGAGACGGACCUCGGGCCGCUGGCAGACCGCUUCCUGCCGCACCGCGGCCGGUACGACUACCGCCAGUUGGCGCGGCUGCAGCUCGGGGCCUGGGUCAACGUGGUCACGGGGAUGGUCACCAAGAUCCACAGGGCCGAGAGGAUCGUGGAGGUGGACGGCAAGACCGCGCUGCCCUACGACUACCUGUUCCUGUUCUGCGGCCAGCAGUUCUGCCUGCCGAAGCUCGACCUUGAGGAGGACUUGCCCUGCAAGCACUACCCGACCGGCAAGGGUUGGCCUGCCUCCAUAGGGUGA